Molecule: messenger RNA, 2497 nt
Organism: Betta splendens (Siamese fighting fish)
Lineage: Eukaryota; Metazoa; Chordata; Actinopteri; Anabantiformes; Osphronemidae
Gene: khdc4
Product: KH domain containing 4, pre-mRNA splicing factor
Exons: 14
Coding region: 143-1957 (604 amino acids)
Cellular component (GO): nucleus
Molecular function (GO): RNA binding
Source: RefSeq, a predicted model, not a curated record
CCAGUGAGCGACAGCAACCGGAGGCGGAAACGGCGAAAAGCGCAGCUAGCAACCGACAUAGCUUACGUGGUCCAGAUGCCAGGAGAGAUUUCUCUACAGGUUCUUUUGAUAUAGGGGAUUUGUUCCGUUACAGGGUUCGUUCAUGUCAUUUUGCGGAGCCCACAACGGCGGCCGUCGCAGCAAAUGGGACCAGCCGGGGCCUGGCUCGGGCUCGGGCUCCGGCGGCAUGGGGGAGGCUGAAGCUGCUCCCACCGGGGCUCUGGACGCCGCAGCUGCGGUGGCUGCCAAAAUUAACGCCAUGCUGGUGGCAAAGGGCAAACUGAAACCCUCGCAGAUCGGAGCGCCGGGGCCUCCGGAUAAGGUCGUGGGUCUUGGAAAGCCACCAGCGCCAGUAAAAGCCAAAGACGACUUGGUGGUAGCGGAGGUCGAGAUCAACGACGUUCCGAUCACCUGCCGCAACCUCCUGACACGUGGACAAACGCAGGAUGAGAUCAGUAAAGUGAGUGGAGCUGCGGUUUCAACCAGAGGGCGUUACAUGGCAGCGGAGGAGAAAAGCAAAGCUCUGCCAGGUGAUCGGCCUCUAUAUCUACAUGUCCAAGGACAGACUAGAGAGCUUGUUGACAGGGCAGUUAAUAAAAUCAAGGAGAUAAUCACUAAUGGUGUGGUUAAGGCUGCAACUGCAUCAUCAUCAUCCUCCUGUUCAUCCUUCUCUACAAGUGGGGCUUCAGUAACCGUUUACCAGCAGCACAACGUACCUCCGCCCUCACUGCCUUCCAUGAAUCACAACAAGCCACACUUUCAGUCUGGUAUGCACUAUGUACAAGAUAAAGUCUUUGUUGGCCUGGAACACGCUAUCCCAGGGUUUGUGGUGAAGGAGCGGGUCGAGGGUCCUGGAUGUACAUACCUACAGCACAUUCAGGCUGAGACUGGAGCUAAAGUCUUCCUCAGAGGAAAAGGUUCAGGUUGUUUAGAGCCUGCCUCUGGACGAGAGGCUUUUGAGCCUAUGUACAUUUACAUCAGUCAUCCUAAACCAGAGGGACUUGCAGCAGCAAAAACACUGUGUGAGAACUUGCUUCAAACAGUCCAUGCAGAGUAUUCUCGCUUCUUAAAUCAAAUGAGCACAGUGAUGCCAACACAACAAGGUUUUGCACAGCCUCCAGUGGUGAAUGGGUUCCCUCCGCAGCCGCCCUACUACACCCCUGCUGGAUACCAGCCAGGCUACCCCAUGCCUGUACCCCCACCCCAGCCGCAAGCUGUCCCCCCACCUUAUACGGUCCCCCCUCCUAUACCUCCUGCAGCAAGCACAGCUGUGCCUCCUCAGUACCCCCUCCCUCCUACUCCAGCUACCGCUCCUGCUCCAGCUCCUGCUCCAGGCGCUAUGCCACAGACUCUCGCUGCUGUGCCCUUCCCUCCAUCGACUGCAGUGCCGCCCAAAGCAGCUCCACUCACUGCUACUCCAACCAACCCACCACAGAAAAGACGCUUCACAGAGGAGGUACCAGAUGAGAGCGACAGCGGCCUACUGGGCUACCAGCAUGGACCCAAUUAUAUGACUAAUUUAGGUGCAGGCUUCUCAGUGGGCAGCCCAGAGAUCACAGGACCCCCACCAACAUGUUCCUCUGGUCCAGCGAGUGAGAGGGACAGCAGGCAGCUGAUGCCUCCACCACCCAUGCCUGUGAAUGGAGUCAGACCCAAGAUGGAGGAGAGGAGAGUGCCACAAGGCGUCGUGGAGCCUGCAGUGAAAAGAUUAAAAACAGGUCUAGUGGCUUACACCGGUGACUCUUCUGAUGAAGAGGAAGACCACUCUUCAUCUAAAGCCUCAGGGCCAGGUAACCCUGAGACCUUUCUCCCCACCUCCUCAAGCUGGACACAGGGCUAUCGCUGCCCUCCUCCACCACCUCCACGUGGUAAAGCACAGCCGCAGCAGCCAUCUAUUCCUUUCUGGAUGGCCCCCUGAACCUGCACAGCUCUUGCCUCCCUCAGUAUUUUGUACUAAGUAUAACAGGAUGUUGAAUCAAAACUGAGCCUGUACUUUUUCCAGCAUUCAUCACCCAUUCAUCCAAUGAAUGACUUUGCUAUGCGUUGGUAUCUGGAUUACUUUAGUACUUGGUUCCAAAAGGACAUCUCAUCUAAUGUUUUGGAAAACUCCUGUUUUUUUUGUUUUCCUUUGUCAAUGCACGCAUAGUUUGAAGGAGGACAUUUACUCCAAACUAUGGUGGAUGUAUAGAUGCAGUUCAGAUAAGUGAUGUUCUGCCCCUAGUGUCAUGUUAAGUGAAAUAGCCCGGGCAGAUAAAAUGCUUGAAUGGUGUGUUUGUUUAAACAGUAUGACGCAGCAAUGAUGUUGUACAUCGCUCAUCAAUUUUCAUUUUCACCACCUUUGGUUUUUCUGUCCAUCUUUUCCUGUUCUGGUCUUUUUGUACAGAUCACAUUGAAUCAAUACGGCAGUUAACCUUUUGAAUUAGGUGCUCUUAAAAAAUAAACUUAAUUUAUUGCUGUG